GCUCUGCCCGCUUACCGCCCGCGACGGAGAGGGAAAAGGAGAACACUUCCUCUAGGAACCCCUUCCGCUUCCGGGGGGAGGCCUGCCUGGCGGCCGCGAGAGCAAUGCCUCAUCCUCGGAGCGGGGAGGGUCGGCCGAGAGACGCGGCGGCGGCGGCGGCGCUUGCGGGUAGGAGGGAAGCCGGGCGGGCAGGGGAGGGGAGAGGUGACGACGACCCCGCCUCCCCUCUCCCGGCCGGGCUUUCACUCCCCAACUCUCCCGCAGGGCCCCCCGGUGGCGUCCUCGGCGGCGGCCUGGGCACUCUCGGCCUGGUGGCCCCCCGGCUUUUGGCCUCCUGGGACGACUCGGCGGCGAACCAAGAGCAGCGGCGGCGGCAGAUCAUGGAGCAGCUGGAGGAGGAGGAGGCGGCGGAGGAAGAGGCCUACGCCCGCCACCGAGCCUACGUGGAGAUGGGACAGAAAUGCCCAGACAUGGAUGGAGAACCUUGCUGGUACUGUGACGAUGAAGCCAGUGAGGACUACAGCUAUGAGGACUGGGAGGGCUACGAGGAGCCGGAGGAGGAGAAGGCCCAGAAUGGCGGGUCAGCCACAUUCUGUGGCUUCAAGAAAUCCUUCCUGUGCAAGCCUUCUGUGCCUGCCUCCUCAGCCCCCAGCAAUCAAGACUGCCCUCUGCUGGGCAUUUCUCUGCCCCAGAAACAGCAGCUUACAGCUGAGGAAGCAGAGAGGAACGCUGAGGAGCUUGUUGCCACAGAGGAGCGCCUCAAGAAGAAGGCUGAGAAGAAGAGGAUGAAGAAGAGGAGGCAAAAGGACAGGAAGAGGCAGGAGAAGCGUGACCAGGAGUUGAAGGAAAAGAGCAAAGCUCAGGUUGAUAAAUCUUCACACAGCAGUGGCUUGCAAGAUCCUGAUUGCUUGGCUGCCAUGCCGAGUGCUUUGGGGUCUGCCCCUCCGGAUUCAGAGGAGGGCUCCACUCAGGACCCCAGCGAGAAUCUGACCUCCCCAGGCAGGAGCCCCAGCAGGAGCCUGGAGGAGGAGACUGACGUGAGUGAGGAGCUUGAUUUGAGCAGCACCUUUGUAUCAAAAGCACGUCUCAAGGUGGGCUGUAAGCCUCUGCCGCCUCCGUUGCCACCACUGAGAAAGGAGAAGACGGCCAGGCCUGAGAGGAAGGAGCUGGCGAGCAAAGGGCAGCAGCAGGUUCCGAGGUCCGGGCUCCAGAUGACUGCUGUGGAGCAAAGCAUGGUGCUGGCAGAUUGUGGGAACGAGACUGCAAAACAGGGGGGCUAUCAGGAGGCCGUGCUCCUCUUCACAGAGGCUGUCAAGUUGAAUCCCCGGGAAUACAGGUUCUUUGGGAAUCGUUCAUUCUGCUACGAGAGGCUGCAGUGUUACCCCAAGGCCCUGUGUGAUGCCCAGCUUGCCCUCAGCCUGCAGCCUGGCUGGCCUAAAGGCCUCUUCCGCAAAGGCAAGGCCCUGAUGGGCCUCAAGCGUUAUGUGGAAGCUGCAAGAACCUUUGAGGAGCUCCUGCAGUUUGAUGGUUUCCGUGGUGAUGCCGCCAUCCAGCUCGAGAAGUGCAGAGUUCAGCUUCUGCUGGAAAAUGGUUUCAGCCACUAUCCUCCCGAGUGGAAUAUCCUCGCCAGAGAAGCCCAACGGUCUGUGGCUGGCGAGCAGCAAGGUGGGCGACCUUUAGCCAGCAGCAACUCCCAGACAGCAGCUGGACGCUUGGUAUCAGCCACUAUCACCAACUCGCUGGGCAAAGCGCUUCUGGCCUCAGCCGCACAAAUCCCCGUCAGGGAGUGGUUUGCCGUGUGGGUGGGGAACCUCACGCCGAACAUCACCCAGGAGGUUCUUCUGCGCUGCUUCCAGCCGUUUGGGCCCAUCGAUUCCAUCCGCUGCCUCCCUCGGAGGUUCUGUGCCUUUGUCAACUACACACGCAAGGAAGCGGCUGAGGCAGCCUAUGCAGCAUUGCAGGGUGUUGAAGUGGAAGGAAGCAAACUCGUUCUGCAGCUGAAGCACCCAGUGCAUGCCACUCCACCCCCUGCCAAGGUGCCCAGCGGCAUCCAGCAGCAGCCUCUGAAGUGGGAGGCACUCCAGGCACCCUCUGCCUUUCUGGGCUCCUCUUGGCUCCACGGCCUUGGACACCUCCCUCAGUGAAAAGCCUUGGAUCAGAAGCUGCCGCACCUGUGACCAGAAAUCCUGGCUGGACUUUUUCUGGAGGAAGAUGCCGUCUCUUUCCUGUAUGAUGGGCACGCUGUGCCCAGCUCAGGUGCCUGUGGGAGCCACCGAGACAGAUGGCCGGGCAUGUUAGAUUGGGGAGCUGUGGCGGUUGCCUCCCCCAGGCCUGCCACAUCCCAGUCCCUCUCCCGCCAUCCACGGAAGGUGGCUUUCUGGAGAUCUCUCUUCCUACCUGUGGUGUGGGACGGCCACAUGCCAGCCCUGCCGUUCUCCAGCUUACACAGUGGACACAGCAUGGAAGGGGAGGCAGCACAAUGGGGGUGCUCUGCCUGCUGGCUCUGCCCUCCAGCUGCCGAAUGGGGGUGCUCUGGGGGGCCCUCCCCCACCCAGGCAGGAGGUGUCUGCACCCUUAUCUGGAGUGAUACACCUGCGGGCAGUCACCUUCUCUCUUCCUCCCCCCCCCAGGUAUUCUGCUGCCUCUGUGGGGCUGAAGCACUCCUCUGCUACUGUUGCAUAGGUACACCUAACUCCCCCCACACCCAUUUUGGAGGGAGGAGCUGAGCCAGGAUAUUCACAAAAGUCCCCUGUGGUUGGUCCUGUUGAGAAAAGGGAGGGAAGCGUGUGCUUGUGUUGCUCUCCCUGUGAUCUUAGUGUGGGCCUGCCCCUGCAGAUAUGGUGGGUCAGAGGUUCCCUCGUUUGUGGUGCCCAGAAGACACGGGGUGUUCUUUCCUCCCCCCCCCCUUCAGUUCUGCUCUGUGUUCAGGAAUUUGGGCUCUGCCACCAUUGUUUUUAGACUGUUCACAAUAAACUCAUAAAAAACCUA
Rhineura floridana is the source of this 2988-nucleotide messenger RNA. It is a transcript of the gene TTC31, whose product is annotated as tetratricopeptide repeat domain 31. Gene Ontology annotation, molecular function: protein binding; RNA binding. The transcript is spliced from 17 exons. The coding region runs from base 105 to 2144 and encodes 679 amino acids. The record is from RefSeq and is a predicted model, not a curated record. Lineage: Eukaryota; Metazoa; Chordata; Lepidosauria; Squamata; Rhineuridae.